AUGUCCUACUACGAUGUCGACGCGAUCCUUACGGACGCUCAAAAAAUCCCAUGCACAUUUGAGCUCGACGUUCCCGCUCUAGGCUACCUCGACAACAAUGCUACCGCUCCUUUGAAGAAACAUACGCGUGUUGAUCUUCCUCUCUGGCUUGCCGAACUCCUCGCCGUCUCCUCUUCCUCUUCUCAGAAGUCCCUCGUAACCCUUGAUCUGCCUGCUUGUCUCGCACCGCGCGUUUUGAAUGCAUUAAAAGCCGACCCAAAGAGUGUCGAUAUACGCAAUUUGGCGCAAAACCUCUACGGAUUGGGAGCCAGAGUUUUGGAGUUAUUCGAAGAGGAAGAAUUAUGCGAUGUUUUGAUGGAGAGUUGGAGGACAAGAGCUGGAGAGAUUAGCGAUCAUGCGGGAAGUGGCAGUGUAGGGCAGAGUAAUGGCAGAGGUGGGGGAGAAGGUGUGGAGUUCUUGAGGGGCUUGGAUGAGGCGGAACGGGAAUUGUUCAAGGCGGCACACGAGGGAUCUAAAGCAAUGGGGAAAUGGAUGGGCGAUGUGAAAAAGGGGUAA
This is a messenger RNA of Sclerotinia borealis F-4128, 555 nucleotides long. Lineage: Eukaryota; Fungi; Ascomycota; Leotiomycetes; Helotiales; Sclerotiniaceae. The record is from the annotation of a GenBank genome assembly.